AUCUGCGCGCCGUAGCAUUUCAUGCCCAUUGCAUUUUGCAGCUCAGAGCACUCUGCGCCCCUGCUGGUGACAGCCCCGCGCUUCGACAACGAUUGCAACAAGAUUGCGAAAUGGUAAUCCUUCAUCGUCAUACUUGCACUGAAAAUCUAAGACGAGUUAAACGAAGAGAGUAAAAUGCUCAAGUUAGCGGUACACAUUUACAGGUACUCCGUGAAACUGUUUAGCAAGAGAUAAACAUGAAGCCCGAGUGGUGGACAACGCUGCGCAAUCCGACUCGCCAGUUCCAUUACUCCACGGGAUUACAAGGCGUGGUGAUGGCGCUAGGGUUGAGCGAAAGCGUCCGCAUCUACGGAUUCGGAAAAGCUGCGAGGCUGAAGCACCACUACUUCUCGCAGCAUCACGAGGAGCUCAAGGAGGUCCACGACUACAAUGCCGAGUACGAAUUCUACAGCGAUCUAGAGCAGCGCAACAUCGACGAAAUGCCGUUCUUCAAAGCUGCCAGCAUUACGCAGCUCCCAAGCUUCCGAAUCAUGGCGUGAUCGGUUGAAUCUGCGCAGUUCUGGAAGGUUUCAGAUAUUAAGUGUGGUUUAAGAAUCAGCAGGAAGUCCUCAGCGCCGCCGAUUUCGGCAACAAUGACGAAGGCGACGCCAUCGCGGGCACGAUCUCGGCAAUGGCAUCGUCCCCGAAAGGACCCUGGAAACCAGAGCGACAAGGAAAUUAGGGUCUUCCAUUUUAAUCUCGGAAAGGAACAAUAAUAUUAUAAAUUAUAAUAAAACUCAAAAGAAAAAUAACUAAAUCAGAAUAAAAAUAUUAUAAAUCCCAACAAAUUCCUUGUCAAAUUCUAAUCAAAUCCUGUAGUAAAUUCAAAACCUCAAUUACUAAUAAUUUAACAAUUGAUCUUAAUUUAAAUUUUUUAUAAUUCUUAAUUUUUUUAGUUGAAAAUAAAUACAACAAAUUUGAAGAGGAUCAAACUUAUCAACUUAUCAACAAAAAGGCUCAUAA
Physcomitrium patens is the source of this 1002-nucleotide messenger RNA. The record is from RefSeq and is a predicted model, not a curated record. NCBI's taxonomy places the organism in Eukaryota, Viridiplantae, Streptophyta, Bryopsida, Funariales, Funariaceae.